Sesamum indicum (sesame) is the source of this 1471-nucleotide messenger RNA. RefSeq names its product protein BASIC PENTACYSTEINE6. Gene Ontology annotation, biological process: response to ethylene. NCBI's taxonomy places the organism in Eukaryota, Viridiplantae, Streptophyta, Magnoliopsida, Lamiales, Pedaliaceae. The record is from RefSeq and is a predicted model, not a curated record. Gene Ontology annotation, molecular function: DNA-binding transcription factor activity; sequence-specific DNA binding. Gene Ontology annotation, cellular component: nucleus.
UUGCAGAAUUUGCCAAAAAGCACACAGAGAGAAAGAGGCAUCUUUAUUCUUUCGCCUGCAAUUCGGAAGAAGCAUACACACUAAACUCUCUUCUCUCCCACGAGAAGGAGAAGGAGAGAGAGAGGUAUCUGCCAUUUUCUGAAUAUUCCUCUGAGGAAGUUUCUCCUGAGGUGGCAUUCUGGAUCAACCUGUACAAACUCAAUAAAGAUUUGGACAUCAGAACAUGAUGCUAACAUCUUCCUUCUGAAGGAAAGGCCACUUGGGGAUGGAUUUCUAGAUUAAAUAUUAUUCUUGAUGGACCACAAUCACUUGACCAUAAAGACCUUCAUGGCCAUCACGGCUGAGAGAGAUGCUGCAAUCCGUGAAAGGAACAUGGCACUGGAAGAGAGAAAGAGGGCUUUUGCAGAGAGAGAUAUGGCAAUGUUGCAGAGAGAUGCUGCAAUUGCUGAGCGUAACGCCGCCAUACAAGAGCGAGAUGAAGCAAUUGCUUCUCUGCGAUUUCGGGAGGGCUCAAUGAAUGACAAUAGCACUAUCCCUGAUUCACUUGGAAAUGAACUAGAAAGUGGAUCUAAACGCAUUCACUACCAGCAUCAAAUUCGUGCAUCUGAACCUGAAUAUAGUCCAAGGGGAAGUUUGAGGGGCAGUGAUAUUACAGAGGCUUCUGAGACCGCCAAGUCUAGGAGAGGAAGGCAGCCGAAAGAUGGAAAGGUAACGAAACCAUCCAAGUCUCCAAGGGUGGGCAAAAGAAUGGCCGAAGGGAUGAGCAAGCAGGUGAAUUCUGCUCCAUCUAAUGGUUGGAAUACUCAGCAGGAUUUCGAGAGCGACGAGGAGGACCUAGAUAAGCAGGUCUCGUGGAAGGAUAAUCUGGGUUUGAACCAAAUUAACUUCGACGAGUCUGCGAUGCCAGUGCCGGUAUGCACUUGCACAGGUUCACCACAGCCAUGCUAUAGAUGGGGAAACGGUGGAUGGCAGUCCGCCUGCUGUACAACCACGAUCUCAAUGUACCCAUUACCCCAAGUCGCAAAUAAACGCUACUCUAGAGUUGGUGGCAGAAAAAUGAGUGGAAGCGCUUUUAGCAAGUUGCUUAAUCGACUUGCUGCUGAGGGAUACGACUUUUCUGCUCCACUUGAUCUGAAGGACCACUGGGCUAAGCAUGGCACGAAUCGUUACAGCACUCUAAAAUAGAUUUUAAUCAUCCGAGACACGUGGAUAAAAGUUUGGAGUCCGAUGAUGCUCCUACUUUUACUUCAGUCUUGGGGUUCGUAUUUUUCUAUAAUAUCCAUCCAAUGUAAUUGCCCUGAUUGGAUUCUUGUUUGUUAUGUAUACACUGUUGAAAGAAAUGGUUAGGAACCGGACUGAGUGGAAACACUUGCAGUCUCAGAUGUCUAACUCCCGAUUUGUACACUAUUGAUGAUGAGAAAGAAAUAUCCUGUUUAUGUGGCACUUUGCUGGUUGCAGGAAAUUUACCGCA